CCCAGACUCUCUGCCCCUAGAAUCGACUGGCAGCGCAGCCCCCCAACCUCGCACUGGUGUCGGAUGCGAGAGCUUGUGCUCAAGUGACUAAUAAACAUACCUUUAGAAUAUGGCUAAACAAAUACCAGAAUCUGAUCAGAUAAAACAGUUUAAGGAGUUUCUUGGAACCUACAAUAAACUUACAGAAACCUGCUUUUUGGAUUGCGUUAAAGACUUCACAACUAGAGAAGUGAAACCCGAAGAGACCACCUGUUCAGAACACUGCUUACAGAAAUAUUUAAAAAUGACACAGAGAAUAUCCAUGAGAUUUCAGGAGUAUCAUAUUCAGCAGAAUGAAGCCCUGGCAGCCAAAGCAGGACUUCUUGGCCAACCACGAUAGAGAAGUCCUGAUGGAUGGACUUUUGAUGAAAGACUGGCAGCAGCGGUUGCGAUGGAAGUGAGGAUUCAUCUUGAUAGAAUCCCAGGAAAGCAGCAGCCACCCUAUUAAACCAUCAGUCAUGACUUUGGCAAAUAGAAACAACUGGAGAAACAAAAUUGCUGUUUACUGAGAAUAAUCAAAAUAGAAGGUCUUAUUGUUCAAUGAAAAUAAUAAGAUGCAACAUUUGUUGAGGCCUUAAGAUUCAGCAGCUUGGUAAUUUCAUUAGAAAAAUAAACCAUUGU
Mustela lutreola (European mink) is the source of this 660-nucleotide messenger RNA. Its product is annotated as mitochondrial import inner membrane translocase subunit Tim9-like. NCBI's taxonomy places the organism in Eukaryota, Metazoa, Chordata, Mammalia, Carnivora, Mustelidae. The transcript has 2 exons. The record is from RefSeq and is a predicted model, not a curated record. The coding region runs from base 110 to 379 and encodes 89 amino acids.